This is a messenger RNA of Leptopilina heterotoma, 669 nucleotides long. Its product is annotated as glycosyltransferase-like protein gnt13. The record is from RefSeq and is a predicted model, not a curated record. The transcript has 3 exons. Lineage: Eukaryota; Metazoa; Arthropoda; Insecta; Hymenoptera; Figitidae. Bases 1 to 669 code for a protein of 222 amino acids.
AUGGAGAUGGAGGACGAGAACAUAGAGGUCCGAAUAAAACUAGACGAUAUCUCUUUCACGGCAAUCUUUGCCGAGGGAGAGACAAUCAGCUUAAGCAAGAAUUCCCUCAAAAACGAUUGGGACGAUUUAGCUAGAGAAUAUAAGGAAGCCGAGAAACUGUCAAAACCUCUAAACCACGAUGUCCAAGGAACCGGGGAAUUUGAUUCAAGCGAUCACAGUCAUGAUGUUUCUCACACAAAUGACAAACAAUCUUUGUCGGAGACCCAGGUCGUGUCACAAGUCAAUAACCUUAUUGGUGACAUUGAUAAUAAUUCAGGUGUAUCACCAGGUAUUGACCAAGGCGUUCCUAGUAGCAACAAAUCUUGUCAACAUUGCUUCGACAAGGAAAAAGAUUCUAUUUCGACUGAAUCGAAACAAUCUGUUUUGAUUUCCAACGACAGUCUCAUUGAUAAAAAUAAUGAAGAGACUAACACUUUAACGAAUAAAGACAGUAAUGAAAUUUUAAUUACUAACGACAGUCAUCUUAAAGAAACCAAUUCAAAUAACACAAACGAUAAAUUAACCAAUAACGACAAAGACGAUAGUAAUCACAACAGUGACGACAGUGACAAAAACAAUAAUCAGACCCAAGAUAACAAUAAGGGUGCUAUCAAAAAACGACAGUUAUAA